UAAGUCCAUCACACCUGUACAACACAACCUUUGUUCCUCCUCAUUGGUGUUUGUCUUUCGGCCCUCCUUACACACCUAAAUCGUCAUUCUUUGCAAAGAAAAUAAAAACAAAACCCACAGUAAAUAACAAUUAUGCAGGUCUUGAAAAGAAGUCGUUUCUUUCCUGUGUCUCUGCUGCUUGUUGUUCUUCUCUGUGAUGUCACUGAAGCAGAGAAAGGAAUACCAUUUAGCUUUACAGUGCCAACAACAUAUUCUUUGCGAGUUGAAGAAACUGAAUAUGGCAAAACCAAGUUGGGAAACUAUAUGAAAUAUUACGACCAUGAUGUGCAUAUGAUGUCAAUAUGGCGUUCGAAUAAAGAGUGGGUGUUUGAAUCUCUCUUUGAUUUUAUUCACAAUAUGUUCGUUAAGGUGGAAAUGAAGUUAAAAACAAGAACAAGUGUGUGUCCUGUGGACUUCAAUCUGACGGUUUCUCCAAAACGGUUCGACAGUGAUUUCACAUUGAAGAAGGGAGGCCUAAUUGACAUAGCAUCGCCAUCUGCCUCUCUUAUGAUGAAUGGUGACUAUGAUUAUACCUUCUUGGGUCGCUCAACUAUCCGGGGAAUUAAAUGCAAAACCUGGUCAACUAAGAAACUGAUAGACACUGAUGAAGUGGUGUCCGUUAAUGUGUCUUUUACUGACAGCACUUCAUGGAGUACAGUGAGUAAACUGCCUCAGGUGCUGGUUAGGUUAUCCCUGGAGAGUAAGACUGUCCCCCAAACGGUUAUUGACUAUUCUGACUUCAAUUCUGUCAUUUACAACAGGAAGGAUAAAUUUCAGCCGCCACCCGGAGUUGCAUGCCAGAGAAAUGGCACAAGCAUUCCUAUACUUCCAGAUUUCUUUAAACUCAAGACUGAACUGAUAAUCAGACAGUCACGCGAAACAACAUAUUUUGAUGAAUUGUAUGACUAUAAAACCAAGAGAGUUAAAUUUGAAUUCCACACACCAUCUGGCAAGACAAUAACUGAGGUACAGGACUUCCAUACAGGUGUUGGCUACAAAAUAGAUUCAUCUGGAGAAUGUGCCAUGCAUAUAAUGACCGAAGCUGAACCUGAUGUCCACAUCAGCUCCGUUAAUGGCAUCAAGACAGUGAAGAUGGUUAAUUCGCGUUACUUCUAUGUUUUUAAUUCAACAGAUUUUAUGUAUGAAGGAAAGAGAGAUGCUCGAGGAAUUAAUUGUGAUGUAUGGACGGCUACUGGUGACGUUGCGGGUGAAGAAUCUAUAUGGAGAUAUUAUUUUGCUUCGGAAGAGACCACAGAGGUGGGUGAGGCGAAUGCUAAAUCCUCCUGGCUAGUAAUGUAUGAGAUGAUGAUACCAGAGCAAAGUGUACACAUAACAUACAAUGUGUACGGAUAUGAAGAAAAGGAGCCCGAUGUUUGGGAGUUCAACAUAGCCACAUGUUUCCCAGGAACUAAGCAGAAGCAGAUUUCCUUUAAGGUACCAAGCUCUCUCUCGGAUCUCAUCAGCGUUAAUCAAAAGCAAUUCAAACAUGCUUUAAUUGUCUCCAUCCAGGGAUAUUCUGGUGUAUCAGCUCUUCGAAUUUCAGAUAUUCAGAUUGACUUUCUCGAAGAUGGCAUAUACAUCACGGCGAUGCUGCUGGACAAAGCACCGGUGAAAGACCAAACUAAAGAACCAAUUGAGGAAACUGGACUGGACGAAGCUUACAAGAAUAUUAUUGACAGACUCAAGUACAAAGGUUUCCAAAUCACUUUAACAGAUUUGGAAAAUAAGCAACAUACUUUUGAAGCAACAUUCGCAGAGCAACAGACCACAACAACAACAACAACAACAAUAAAAGCAAAAACAUCAUCAUCAUCAUCAUCAUUACCAUCAUUAUACUCGUCAUCCUCAAUAUCCCCAACAUCAUCAUCAUCAUCAUUAAAAGCAAAUGGUAGAACUGGAUAUACAACUGGUCAAAUGAUUGGACUGGGUAUUGGCAUGCUGCUGACGGGUGUCCUCUUGGCCACAAUUAGUUUUAUUCUCUACGGAAGACUGCGGCCAAGGAAUCUUGCCACAGGACUUUUGAAUAACGAAAAUCUAUAAUAAAGAAAAACAACAUAAUUACAAUGAAAAUGAAAUGAGAGUUUGGUAACGGCUCACAGAGUAGGGCACCUCCCUCCCACCAACCAAAAACAAAAGACCCUUGUAUUUUGAAGUCCUUUUUUAUUCAUUUGUAUAUUUUUCAACCUUUGCUCACAGGCAACAUCAGCAAGACAACUGUGUAGUAGUAGUAGUAGUAGCAGCAGCAGCAGUGGCAGCAGUAGUAGUAGCAGUAGUAGUAGUGGUGGUGGUGGUGGUGGUGGUAGUAGUAGUAGUAGUAGCAGCAGCAGCAGCAG
Molecule: messenger RNA, 2372 nt
Organism: Octopus sinensis (East Asian common octopus)
Lineage: Eukaryota; Metazoa; Mollusca; Cephalopoda; Octopoda; Octopodidae
Exons: 15
Coding region: 133-2079 (648 amino acids)
Source: RefSeq, a predicted model, not a curated record